UAGUACCAAAAAAGGAACAAAAAAAAAUGGAGUCCUCCGAGGCGAGCUGGAACUCGUUUGAUCCAUCAGUCGCCAUGGAGGACUCCGAGGCGAUGGCCCAGCUGCUCGGGGUGCAGUACUUCGGCAACGAGCAGAAGCAGCCGACGGCGACGGCCAUGUACUGGCCUGGGCAAGACGCUGACCAGUACUACAGCUCGGCGCCGUACUACAUGCAGCACCUCAACUCGUGUGGUGCAAGCUACGACCACGGUUACUAUGGCACCAGCACGGUCACGAUGACGGGCGACUUCUUCGUGCCGGAGGAGCAGAUGGCGGAUCCGAGCUUCAUGCUUGAUCUGAACCUCGACUUUGAGGACCAGAACGGCGACGGGAGCGGCGGCGGCGGCGGCGGUGGCAAACCGCCCGCGUGCAAGAGGAAGUUGGAGCUGGAUCAGAAGGACGAGAGCACCACAAUUUCCGUUACAAAUAAGAAGAAAGGGCGCUCCACGGCAAUGCCGGCGCAGAAGAAGGGCAAGAACGCGCAGUCCAAGAAGGCGCAGAAGGCGGGCGCGUGCAGCCGAGGCAACCAGGAGGAGAGCAACGGCGACGGCAAUGUGCAGAGCUACCUGUCUGACGACGACUCGCUAGAGAUGACCGCGUGCAGCAACGUGAGCUCGGCGUCCAAGAAGUCGUCGUCGGGAGGUGGGCACGGCGGGAAGGCGAGGGCUGGGCGCGGCGAGGCCACCGAUCCGCAAAGUCUCUACGCCAGGAAGAGGAGAGAACGGAUCAAUGAGCGGCUAAAGACACUGCAGAAUCUUGUGCCUAAUGGAACCAAGGCAAGUUACUCAAAUCGCCAGACAAUUAAAAAGAAUCACAUACUAAGAGCAAGCUCUAGUAUAAGGAAAUCGUUCUGAUGCGUGUACGGACGUGGUUCUCAGGUGGACAUCAGCACGAUGCUCGAAGAAGCAGUUCACUAUGUCAAGUUCUUGCAGCUCCAAAUCAAGUUGUUGAGCUCGGACGAUAUGUGGAUGUUCGCGCCCAUCGCUUACAACGGGGUCAACGUCGGCCUCGACCUCAGGAUCUCUCCACCGCAACACUGAAGACUCUGGAGCCGGAACUCGAACAAAGUUUC
Phragmites australis (common reed) is the source of this 1111-nucleotide messenger RNA. RefSeq lists its product as uncharacterized. The transcript has 4 exons. Gene Ontology annotation, cellular component: nucleus. Gene Ontology annotation, molecular function: protein dimerization activity; RNA polymerase II cis-regulatory region sequence-specific DNA binding; DNA-binding transcription factor activity, RNA polymerase II-specific. The coding region runs from base 27 to 893 and encodes 288 amino acids. The record is from RefSeq and is a predicted model, not a curated record. Gene Ontology annotation, biological process: regulation of transcription by RNA polymerase II. Lineage: Eukaryota; Viridiplantae; Streptophyta; Magnoliopsida; Poales; Poaceae.